Messenger RNA from Closterium sp. NIES-65, 1131 nucleotides. NCBI's taxonomy places the organism in Eukaryota, Viridiplantae, Streptophyta, Zygnematophyceae, Desmidiales, Closteriaceae. The record is from the annotation of a GenBank genome assembly.
AUGCGCGGAAUUAAAGGCCUAAUCUGGGAGCCUUCCAUCCUCGACGCAGAUCUUGGAAUUAAAUACCGCGGCCUGUCUAUCCCCGACUGCCAGCACCUCCUCCCCUCCGCGAUACCCGGCGGCGAGCCGCUUCCCGAGGCGCUCUUAUGGCUCCUCAUCACGGGGGAGGUUCCGACGUCGCUUCAGGCGGCGUCUAUCACGGAGGAGCUGAGGCUGCGCGCGGCGAAUGUGCCAGAUCACGUGUUCACGGUGCUUCGUUCCCUCCCGAAGCAUCUCCACCCAAUGUCGCAGCUGUCUAUUGGUGUAACGGCUCUUCAGUCCACCAGCGAGUUUGCCAAGGCUUAUUCUUCCGGCUCCGUGCACAAGACUCGUUACUGGGAGCCCGUGUACGAGGACGCGAUGAACCUUAUAGCGGGGAUACCGGUGAUCGCGGCGUUUAUCUACCGCCGAGUGUUCAAGGAUGGGCGUAUGAUACCGGCUGACCCCACCCUCGAUUACGCCGCGAAUUUUGCGCACAUGCUUGGAUUCGACGACCCUGGGUUUUACGAGCUCAUGCGCCUUUAUUUGACGAUUCACGCGGAUCAUGAGGGCGGGAAUGUCAGCGCGCACACCACGCAUCUCGUCGGCACGGCUCUUUCCGAUCCGUACCUGGCGUAUGCUGCGGGGCUGAAUGGUCUGGCGGGCCCGCUGCACGGGCUGGCCAAUCAGGAAGUGCUGAAUUGGCUUCACGAGGUUCGCGAAGAGCUCGGCGAAACCCCGACGAAGGAGCAGCUGGAGGGGUUCGUUUGGAAGACGCUCAAGGCGGGGAAAGUGGUGCCCGGUUUCGGACACGCGACGGGGAAAGUCAGGAACCCGUGGCCUAACGUCGACGCGCACAGUGGAAUUUUACUCGCGCAUUACGGGCUUAACGAGUCGAACUUCUAUACGGUGCUGUUCGGUGUGUCCCGCGCGAUGGGCGUGCUGUCGCAGCUGAUUUGGGACCGCGCCUUGGGAUUGCCGAUCGAGCGCCCCAAGAGCGUGACGAUCAAGUGGCUGGAGGAGCACGGCGAAGCGGCGAAAGCUCGCGAGGCGGCGAAGGCUCGCGACCUGUCGGAGAUGGUGGAAUUAGUAGAGACUGCCUCAAGGCUGUAA